AGUGUCGAAAGUUAUAUGGUCCUCCUGAAUAAGUGUACCUCUCAGACAUCUCUGACCGUAGCAUCGAACGUUUUUAUAGUUCAUACAAUUAUUGACAUUAUUUGAUGUAUGUCCUCCGGUUUAGCUAUUUGCUUUUGAUCUAGGUUGUAAAUAUGGGUUCUUCCAAAAAAAGUAGAGAUAAGGAUCGAGACAGAAGUAGAGAAGAAAAGAAAAAGAGGAGACACAGGUCACGAUCCCGCUCCAAGGAGAAAGAGCGUCAUCAUAGACACAAACACAAGAAGAAAAGCAGGCGCAAGGAAGAAGAGGAAACUGUUGUAAUUGACAGUCGCAGCAAUUCCCCUCUGUCAGAAGUCAGUGCUCAGUCAGCUGAUGAGAUCAGUGUGGCAACUGAGCAUUUUGAGACCACAGGGACUGCUCCACCGCCACCCCGACUGUCAGGCAGGAAUGCGUCACCAUCCUACACACCUCCGCACCGCGGCCGCAAACGCGAGCUAGACGACGACGUCGUCCAGGAUGACGUGAGGCUCGUGAAGCGAGGCAGGGACAAUGCCCCUGUUGGGGCAGGCUGGGAGGAUGACAGUGAUGCUGUAGCCAAGAGCAACGCUGCAAAUGGUGGCAAAAACGGAAGUGGAGGGGAUGGAGGGAGUGGCGGUGGUGGUGGUGGUGGAGCUGCGUCACUGUCCAUUGAAGAAUCUAACAAAAUUCGGGCUAAACUUGGUCUCAAACCACUGCAAGUUGAAGAGAAGCAGCCUCGGCAGAACGAUGAAGAUUCCACUCCCCUCCAGCCUGGGGAGACAAAGAUUGUUGAAGACUCGCAUGUAUUCAUUCACAAACCUGCUCAAAACAUCCAGGAUAAAGUGCAGGUGGAGAAGCUGCGAGAGAAGAUCGCAGCUCAACGAGAGAAGAGGCGCCAGAAAGAGAAGCUGAGCCGCGUCAAGACGCUCGGCGAGUCAGACUCUGACGACGAUGCGCUCGCUUGGGUCAACAAGUCUCGCAAGAUCGCUAAGGAUCGCGAGGAAGCCCAGAAGAAGGCCAAACAGUUGGAGGAACUUGAUGCAGAAUUUGGGAUUGGGGAGCUGGUGGAGGAAGAAGUGGCCAAGGAUAAGAGACGCGCCUACGACAGGCAGCAUCUGUCUGGGCUUAAAGUGCAGCACGAUAUGAGCAGAUUCAUAGAAGGCACCACCAUCCUGACGUUAGCCGACGCGGACGUUCUCUCCAAUACUGAAGACACUCUGAUAAACGUCAACAUUGUGGACCAGGAAGCUGCAGAUCUGAACAUCGAGCGACGUCGCCAAAAGGAUGAUCUUGAAUAUGAGGCUCCUGAAAUGGACGAAUUCGGCAACUUGAAGCACAAUAAAAUUUUGAAGAAGUAUGACGAGGAGCUGAAUGGUCGUGCCAAGGCGUCAUUCCGGCUGGGUAGUAAAGGCCAAGCAGUUCUUGAUGACGAAAGCGCCCUACAAAAUCUGGGUGAAAAGCAGCGGAGACUCGCCAAGCUACGCCAGCUGCACAGUCUGGCAGCUACUGACAAUCAGCUGGCGCCUGAGUAUAUGACUCAAGAUGAGGCGUCCGCUGCCUUUAGGAAGCCUAAGAAAUUGAGAAAGAAGAAGAAAAAGAAAAUGCUGACAGCUGAUGACCUAGAGCCCAUCGAUGAUGGUGAGGUCCACCAUGGCUCACGAAGUGGUGGUCUCCGUGUUCCACAAGAACGAACCAUAGGCGAGCCAGAGGAGCUGGAACCUGGAGAAGUUGAGGGUGGCAAAACAAAAAGUCUUCGUGAACUAAUGGAGGAGGAUGACGAUGACCCAAGCCAAAAAAUGGAAAUCGAUGUCGACAAUGAUUUUGAUGGCGAGAUUUUUGAAGACGACUUGGAUCUUCAGGAAGCUUUAGCGAAUUCGCGGAAAGCAAAGCUUGCCAAGCAACGGCAACCGAAAUUAGAAGACAUAAGAACCAUGCUUGAGUCCAAUGAACCUUCAGGGUCGUCAGUUCCCCUCUCAGAACUGCUCGGCGGUGACGGUGGUGGCGGUGAUCCGGAAGAAGGUGGCUCUGGUCUCGUAGUUACUCUCAAUAAGACGGACGAGUUCUGCCGGACACUUGGUGAUAUUCCUACAUACGGCUUGAGUGGCAACCGGGCUGCAGAGGAAGACCAAAGUGCAUCUCUGUUGCAGCAAAACACCAAAGCUUCUACACAGCCUGAAGGCGUUGGGGGAGCAUGGGAGGAGGUCGGAAUUGACGAUACUAAGGUUGAAAUCACCGAGAACCAAUCGGUCCCAAUCCUGGAUGAAGAGCCUGACGCCAGUAGGGGAGUAGCCAAUGCGCUAAGACUUGCCAUCAAGAAAGGUUACUUGGAGAAAGAUCAAACCGUCAAGAAGGCAAACGCUGCUCUGCAACACCUGCGUGCUGUCAAUUAUAGCAUUGAUGACAAGGCUGGGGAAGACGAUCGUAGGGGACGUGGGGGUGACCGAUAUUCCUCGGGUCCCAUCACGGACUUCAAGGAGAAAGAGGGAUACAAACCCAAAAUUUCGCUUGAAUACGUUGAUGACGAAGGCCGCAAGCUGUGUCCCAAGGAAGCUUUUAGGUAUUUAUCUCACAAAUUUCACGGCAAAGGAUCCGGUAAGAAUAAAACUGAAAAGAGGAUGAAGAAAUGGCAAGAGGAACUGCUCAUGAAGCAAAUGAGCUCUUCGGACACGCCGCUACAAACGCUCGAGCGACAAAUGGACAAGCAGAAGGCGCUGGGCAGUAGCUACCUCAUCCUCAGCGGCAACCACAGCCAAGAGCACCACGCCGCCCCGGAGACUCGCAUCAAAAAAUAAAACCGCUUAUCGGGCAUCACGUGACCUUUCAAUCUAUUUUGCUCGCCUCAUCACUUCUCUUACUCCGUUUGUUUUUUAACGCGCUGUCAUAUCUAUCCUGAUGCAUACAGCCUUCCUUUUUGCUGAAACAUCGUUACCGUAUUAAUAGAUGCGCUUUCUGUCUCAAUACACUAUUGGUUCCAUCUCAA
Molecule: messenger RNA, 2995 nt
Organism: Hyalella azteca
Lineage: Eukaryota; Metazoa; Arthropoda; Malacostraca; Amphipoda; Hyalellidae
Product: U4/U6.U5 tri-snRNP-associated protein 1
Exons: 10
Coding region: 153-2807 (884 amino acids)
Biological process (GO): maturation of 5S rRNA; mRNA cis splicing, via spliceosome
Cellular component (GO): U4/U6 x U5 tri-snRNP complex
Source: RefSeq, a predicted model, not a curated record